Messenger RNA from Plodia interpunctella (Indianmeal moth), 2428 nucleotides. It is a transcript of the gene Dhrs4, whose product is annotated as Dehydrogenase/reductase 4. Gene Ontology annotation, molecular function: carbonyl reductase (NADPH) activity. The coding region runs from base 173 to 1198 and encodes 341 amino acids. The record is from RefSeq and is a predicted model, not a curated record. The transcript is spliced from 8 exons. NCBI's taxonomy places the organism in Eukaryota, Metazoa, Arthropoda, Insecta, Lepidoptera, Pyralidae.
CACAAAAGCUUUGCCGCCUUUUGCUAUGUCGAUUAAAACGUCUAUUUAGAGUACUUUAUUAAUCCUUUCAUUUUGUAAGCAUUCGUUUGUGAAAAUAUACAACAAUAUAGCAUAUUCGAGUGCCGAAAUAUUGGGAAAAAUCGUUUUCCAUAAGAUAAAAACUUCUAUAACUAUGGGAUACGCCUCACGCUGUAAAAUUUUCGAGUUAGUUCGAGUUCCAGUAAACAGUCGAAAAGAAGUCACACGUGAGGACUUAUUAAAAUAUGGACUUCAUACAGUGUUGGCCCCUAUCAUGCCAGAAUGUUUUUGUACCUUAGUUAUACCAGUAGUGCCAUCUGCGCUGAGCUUUUGCGUAAUAUCUGCAAUGAUUCGCUCCAAAAUAUUGCCUAUUGGAAAAAUUAACUUUUUAAAAUUAAACGCCAAAUCACACCAUACAAAAAAUGGUAGACUAAAUGGAAAAGUAGCAAUAGUGACUGCAUCAACUGAUGGCAUUGGAUAUGCCAUAGCCAAAAGACUUGGAGAUGAAGGAGCAUCAGUAAUUGUUAGCAGCCGCAAAGAGGAAAACGUAAAGAAGGCAGUUGAAACUCUUCGUGGAGAUGGCAUCCAAGUGGAAGGUGUGGUCUGCCAUGUGGGCAACUCUGAUCAGAGAAAGAAAUUAUUUGACACUGCAGUCAAAAAAUUUGGUGGCCUUGAUAUACUUGUGUCAAAUGCAGCAGUCAACCCCUCUGUAUCACCUAUCUUAGAGACUGGCGAAGAUGCAUGGGAUAAGAUUUUUGAAAUCAAUGUAAAAUCCUCAUGGUUGCUGGCCAAGGAAGCAUAUCCAGAAUUAAUUAAAAGAGGUGGUGGAAGUAUAGUGUUUAUUUCAUCUAUUGCUGGAUACCAACCUAUGAGUCCUUUAGGAGCAUACAGUGUCAGUAAGACUACACUUCUAGGCUUAACAAAGGCAAUAUCCACUGAAGUUGUACAUGAUAAUAUAAGGGUUAAUUGCGUUGCUCCAGGCAUAGUUGCAACAAAAUUUGCUGCUGCGAUAACCAGCUCAGAACCAGCGAAGGAAAAGUCUUUGUCGAUCGUACCAAUGGACAGGUUCGGAAAACCUUCGGAGAUCGCCAGUGCUGUAGCUUUCUUAGCUUCCGACGAUGCUAGUUAUAUUACCGGCGAGACUAUAGUUGUUGCUGGAGGUGCAUAUGCACAUCUCUGAGUUAAAUUUACCGACAUAACAAUAUCCUUCUAAAUCAGUCAGGUCGAAUAAUUACACUUUAUUAUUAUUUCGCAAGCAUUGAUUUUAUAUAUCAAAACAUAUGUGCAUAUACCAUAUAACAUACAAUAAUUUUACUACUACAUGUUAAUAUCUACGGCAGCUGGUGUAGGUAAAUUGAUGAUAUUGUUGUUUGAUCUUAGGACGGCAAUGGGAUUUUUUUCAUAUCGCAAUAAUAAAAUUGUUUGCAGUUUCGACUGCACUUAUAGUAACAUAGGAAUAUUCAAAUGGUAUUAUCGAAAACGUUUCGGACUCGGCUUCAGAGUCGUCUUCAGGGCGAGCUAGGACCGACUAACUGACCCAGCCCUCAACCCUCUCUAACUUCGAUCAGCUUUGACGUUUGCUCCCACGCUCCAAACUUCGCAGGUUCACAGAACUCAUGUAAAAGGUUUCGCAGAACUCAUUUAAAAGGUCUUAACAGUUCUUAUAAAUUGGGAGCGCGUAUAAAUGUCACUUGUUUAUCCGUUAAAAAUUUGUCAGUUCUUCCGUUUAUAUACACUACCUACACUGCAUCAGCUAACAUUUACUAAAUAAUCAAUAGACAGCGCUUCUGUAACUUUUUCGCUACAACUUGAACGGCUAAACCGAUUUUGAUCAAACAUAUCUAAGAACCACCGCAUAAAAAUUAGCUAAUAAAUAAACAAAAACGCAUCCAAAUCGGUUCACCUGUUGAUGAGCUAUGGUGCCACCACAGGGUGCCAUAUACACAGACAGACGAACAAUGUUUGUCCGCAGUAUCGGUCAAACACGAGGGGUGUGUUAUAAGUUUGACCGAUUGAUUUGAUUUUUUGCGUCGGGGGUUAAGAACUAGCCUCUCACAAUCGAAUUCGCUCGGUGUGGUGUCAGCCCUUUUUGAGGUCACAGGCUAGGCCCUGUUAAUUUUGAAAAGUUUAUUUUAAAAGUAAGCAUAAUAAAUGUUUAGUUUAUUAAGUAUGAAUCAGGUACAGGGUUAUAAGGUGGAGUGUUAAUCAUAUGAAAAGUUAAUUGUAUAAAUACACUUUGUGAUAUAUAUAUAAAUAUUGUUUUUUUCUUAUUCUUUUUUGUAAAGCGAAUUCCGUGCCAAAAUAUAAUGGCUAGGAUAUUAUUCCAGUAAGGUUUGAAUCAUGGAUUUAUGUAUUAUUUUUGUAAGUAGGUGUAUUUUAUAUGAGAUUACAAAUACUUUGUUAAAAUGUC